AUGGCGCUAAGUUCGAGGAAGAUUAAAGAAUCAUCCUCAAAGAAGAGAUGCGAGAUAAUGGGGCCUUUUUCUAUUAGGUGUCAAUUGGAGGGUGCUAUUAUUGGAAGAUGUGUUUUCAAGUACAAAUCAGCGUUCUGCAGGUUAUUGAAUAGUCCUAAAACUCUGUUUGGUGCUGGUUUCAAUUAUGUGCAGUGGUUACCAUCUAUCUCGCUAUUGCUGUCGAUUUCCAUAAGCUUCUGGAUUGAAAAGUCAGCAACACAUCUUCCAUUCGUAAUAUUUGGAACUUAUACGAGCUGGAUUUAUCUAAGAUUCUGGCAGAGGAAACCAGAAACAAAACUCAAGGGUGAUCCAAGUGAAGAUUUUGCAUUUUCUACAUUCUUCCCUGAACUUGUGAGACCAGUCAUUGAUCCUGUUGCAUCUAUAUUCCAUCGGAUGCUCUGUGGAAGAUCUGAAGCUUCCAAUGAAUCCCAAGGUUAUACCCUGGGCGGUUCCUCAUUGCCUGGAUCUGACCCCAUUGAAGCAUCUAGAAGAAGAGAAAGAGGUGCUCGAGCACUCGAGGAAAGAUUGGCAGCUGAGAGGUUGGCUGCAGCACACGGUACCGAAGAGUCUGGAAGAGAUGCCGCAGAGAACGUUUAAUUGCUUGGCGACUCUAGUAUCAGUUUCUAUCAAUCAACCACCCAAAUGUGUCAUUUCCGUUGCAACUUCAGAGGUUCCGUGUUAUUUGAAGGGAAGGCUUUUCUCCUUUUUUUUCUCUGUUCCCGCUCUCUGUGAAUUCUCGAAGAUCCUUAAGCUGUGCAUUUUUCUGUGGACAAUGUUACUUUGCACAAUGAUUAAUGUGUGUUGUUGCUCAAAAUACGUAGAGUAGAAAUUCUUAAAGAGGCAUCCAUAUCCUUGAAACAGUAGGGGGCCAUUUUCUCAUGUUGUACAAAUACAUCUUUUAGCACAUAUACGUUGGUAUAACUUGUGUUUGAUCUCAA
This is a messenger RNA of Malus domestica (apple), 977 nucleotides long. Lineage: Eukaryota; Viridiplantae; Streptophyta; Magnoliopsida; Rosales; Rosaceae. The record is from RefSeq and is a predicted model, not a curated record.